CCAAGAUUCUAGGUUUCGGGAGCCUCCCUUUUCCUUCCAGUGAGUCGCGCGGUGCACUUGUCGACGUAGCGAUUGUGCAGAGAGAGCUCGGAUGGAUGCUGUGGGAGGGAGCUUGGCCAAGCGAGGAGGAGAGAGUGGACAUUCUUUUGAGAGUCUCAGCAUCCGGCGUUCUUUCUGUGGAUGCUUGUAGGAGGAGUCAGUUAGCACCGCUGCAUUGGGCUCUGCUUUGCCAUGUUCGGCAUGCGUCUGUAGCAGCGAGUUGACUGACUUGUCUUUUCCCCCCUGGCAGAAUUUGUGAGAAAUUUGAGUCUCCGUGGCGUGUAGUGAUAGUGGCGUGUGAAAUUUAGUGUCGCCCCUCGCGGUGUGUAUGCAGAUCGGUGCGUGUUUGAGUUCUUGGCUUGUCGUGAGCGUGUAGUGAAGGGUAUUCGGAGUGUUGUGCCAUUUUGCAUUGUGUGUCUCGGGUCAGUGGCUGCUGCUCUGCUGGCCUAAACCCCUUCGCCGGCCAAUUUGUGUGCCCUCACUUUUCGAAAUUGUUGAGCGGCAGCAGGGUGUGGCUGUUGGAAUUGACCGCUUUGUGCUGGCAUUGUGAGUUUGAAGGCUUGUGUAGUAUGUGCGGGUUGUUGAAGAUCGUUUCCUGUUUCAUGACGGCUGUGUUGUGAGGGAGCCAUUUCUGCUGGCUGAUGAUCUGUUAGGUUAGGGUUUCCUCUGUAAUUAUACUGUAGGAUUGGUGGAGUUCGCUGAAGCUAGGCUUUAGCCUGCGAGCGACAGCUGUCGUCAAGUGGCGGAAUUUUCUCGACUAGUUUGAGAGGGACGGGAAUUGUACUUUGCAGAGGGGAAUGGGUUUCUGAAGUGGUGGUCACGGUUUGACAAAGCUUGGGACUGGGGGAUGGUAUGUUAGCUUCAGAACUUACAGCGCAAGCUUUGCAAAUGUAGCUGAAAAGUUGAUCACGGGUCACACACAGGGCUCCGUGAGUGGUUUUUCGAUUUUGGAGCUCGGGUGCUUCUAGCCUUGCCAGCGGUCCAUUUUCGGGCGAUGAAGCAUGAAGUGGUUUUUGAUCGAAGUUUGAGUGAGCGCAUUGCAUCGGUAUCAUCACUUUUUUCAAGGAUCGCACCACAUGUUUAGAAAUUGCCAAUAGCUCUUACGCACUGGUAGUAAGAGGAAUAUCCUUCUAGCACCAGCCUUGCGUAGGCCUGGUAAUCAACUCUUGCUGUGGUUCUUUGGUUUUUCAGAACCUACUCUGUAAAAAAAAUUCAAUCUCUGGCCGCGCCGUCUUCUACACAGUGACGGACGGUUUCGUGUAAUGGUAAUUAAGCUGGUAAUUAGUGGUCCUAGUUUAGGCGAUUUGUAGAUCUGCAAGAGAAAAGGAAGUAAUUGCUCAUUCUGUAGCCUGGGACGGCAAAUUGCAGCUCUGUCAUUGGAUGGUUACGUAUUGGACGAAGCCACUGUCAUUGCCCUUUCCAAGAAGAGUACUCACACUCCAAAAGGAGCAGUUUGCGCUCUGCAUAAGGUUCAGGCAUGCCUCCCAAUGCACAAGGCCCAGUGCAAGUUCGGAAACCUCUGACAGUUCCAGAUACAGUUAAUGGCCAUAGUGUGGGCAGAAACGGUUUUCAUUCAAAUGCAUGCCGUCAAGCAGGAGGGCGACGAAUUUUUGUGCAAGCUUACUCAGGAGACGUUCUUGGCAUUGAACUAGACAGGGAUGACAAGAUAGAAUCUGUGAAGAAAAAAGUGCAGGCUGCAUUUAACAUCCCUACAGAGCAAAGUACUUUGGUUUUUGGCGACCAUGUUCUUGAUAAGGAUUUAAGUGCAAUAAGCAGCGAUGCUCCUGUUUUACUCAGGAAGAAAAUAUCCCGGAGCUCCUCAACUCCGUGUUUGUCACCCAGAAGCAGAGAUGUCCAUCAAAACAGUGUGUUCGAGAUCGUGGGUGGUUCAAAACACUCUACCAAGAUCAAGCGGCUUGUGCGAGAAGCAGCUAAAGGCGUCGAAGCCGGGGUGCAACCCGUCCUAGCAACCGGGGGUAUGGGUGGAGCAUACUAUUUUCGAAACUGCAUGGGAGAAAACGUAGCAAUUGUAAAACCCACUGAUGAGGAGCCUUUUGCACGUAAUAACCCAAAAGGGUAUGUCGGCAGAGCAUUAGGGCAACCUGGUCCAAAGCCCUCAAUUCGAGUGGGAGAGACUGGCUUGAGGGAAGUGGCCGCUUACCUAUUAGAUCAUGACCAUUUCGCCAAGGUGCCGGUGACAGCUCUGGUGAACGCAACUCACCCUAUAUUUAAUGUUAAUGCAGAGUAUGCAGGUGCUGGACAUUCACAACCAGGCAGUGCCAAAUUAGCGUCGUUUCAGCAGUUUAUAAGACAUGACUUCGACGCAAGUGACUAUGGCCCUUCCCGAUUUACUGUUUCUUCUGUACAUCGUAUAGGAAUACUUGAUGUCCGUUUGUUCAACACCGACCGACAUGCAGGCAAUAUAUUAGUGAAAAAAAUGAAUGUUGAAAAUGGAAGUUUGUUUGAGGAGGCGGUGGAUCUUAUUCCUAUUGAUCAUGGCCUUUGCCUUCCGGAAACCCUUGAGGAUCUAUACUUCGAAUGGCUUCAUUGGCCACAGGCCUCUAUUCCCUUCUCAAAGGAAGAAUUGGAUUAUAUAGAAAAGCUAGACCCUGCCAAAGACUGCAGUUUGCUGCGGAAAGAGCUUCCUACAAUGCGAGAGGCUUGUUUACGCAUGUUGGUGCUGUGUACUAUAUUCCUGAAGCUGGCAGCAGAAGCAGGGUUGACUCUCUCAGAAAUCGGUGGCAUGAUGACUAGAGAGCUCUGUGGCGAGGAAGCUAGUGAACUUGAAAAUGUUUGCGAGCUAGCGAGGAUGGAGCUUUUAUCAUCUAGUCCAGAAAGUGAUGAUUUUGACGGCUUCAAUCUAGCAGAGGAUUUCUCAGACGAUUUCCAGUUUGACAUGGACGACCAUGUUGAAGUGCCUGCUCUGAAGCUUCCUGAUAUUCACAGAAGUCCCAACUCCUCUUCACCUGCUAAUGGGUGCAGAUCUAUGUCACCAUUGUCAAGCUCCCCUUCAUGGUCUCCGCGCUUCGAGUUGAGUUCGCAAAUCGGUCUAUCAAACUUUCGCGCUCUGGAAAUUUCUCCGAUUCGGCCCUCACCUCUGGGUAUUCCACCGGACAAUUCUUUUUCCUCGCCAUCUAAUGACAAUCAAUCUUAUUCUUUGUCUCGCAUGUCAGUGCCAUCGAGAUCCACCUCUCUGAAAAUUGGAAAGUUUCGUUCUCAUACUCAAAUCGAAAAGCCACAUACAAUCGGCCUUCGUGGGUAUGCAGCGAUGAAUGUGGCACAAAACGUGCGUUGUACUAAAAAUGCGAAUGACCUCAUCCAUGGGCCUCUUAUUUUGGCAGAUAUGAGUGAGAAGGAAUGGUCUCUUUUCUUGGAGGGCUUCCAGGAGCUCCUACCUGAAGCUUUUGCCGAGGUAAAGUUUAAGAGCAAGAAUCAGGUCCAGAGACUUGGAACUUCUUGUCGGUUUUGAAGGUUUGUGGAUUCAAGUAUGGAGCGGGAUGUGGUUGAGGCUGCAGUUGCAUCCAUUGUAGAUUUUUUAUAGCUAGAUAGGUCUCUCCAGUUUUGGUGCAGACUGGUGAGGGUGUGAUUGAUGUCCUUGUUUAACAGUGUUCUUGUUUCUACGUGCUAGCAAUUUAGGGCUCUCUGAUCUCAGUUGCAGCCUGCUAGUAUAGUCGCAGUAUGAAUACGCUGCUUACGGCUUGCUGUAAGAUCUGGCUAACACUUCAGAGACAACAAUCAAGCAGAAUUUCGUUAACUUUCAAGCAGUAAAUAUCACUGAAUUUUAUUGGUGUUGAUUUUUUUUGUUUUCUAAU
Molecule: messenger RNA, 3851 nt
Organism: Physcomitrium patens
Lineage: Eukaryota; Viridiplantae; Streptophyta; Bryopsida; Funariales; Funariaceae
Product: phosphatidylinositol 4-kinase gamma 6
Molecular function (GO): protein binding
Source: RefSeq, a predicted model, not a curated record